This is a messenger RNA of Rotaria sordida, 1116 nucleotides long. The record is from the annotation of a GenBank genome assembly. NCBI's taxonomy places the organism in Eukaryota, Metazoa, Rotifera, Eurotatoria, Philodinida, Philodinidae.
AUGAGUAUGACAACAACACCAAUAAUAUCUAACAGAAACACAACAACAACAACAUUCUCUCAGGAGCAAUUACUUCUAUUUUUUCAAGAUCCAAUUGCAGUUAUUCGAAUUUAUCAAAUUGGUUAUUUAUUUACAUUUUUACUUGGUUUUCCUGGUAAUAUAGCUAGUUUAUUUACAUUUUCACAACCAACAUUACGAAAAGUAUCAACUGGUUGUCUCUUUAUUACUUUGGCUAUUUCGGAUAUAUUAUAUUUAUUUAUGUGUAUCUUUGAUUUUCUAGAAUUUGGUUUAAAAAUUCGUUUCUAUAGUCAUGUUGCAUAUGAUGAACUUUGUCGAUUUCGUUCAUUUAUAAUGAAUGUAACUCAAGUUUCAUCAGCAUGGAUAUUAGUAAUAGUUUCUAUUGAUCGGUGGAUUCGAACACGAUUUCCAUUUAAAUCAAAUUUGAUAUGUACACCAAAGAAAGCUUUGAUUGCUGUAGGUGUUUUACUUGUGAUUGAUAUUGUUCUUCAUGUUCAUAUGUUAACUCCUAUGUUUGGAACGCUUAUACCUGGCUUUUCAAUUGCAGCAUGUGGACCCACUAUAACAAGCAUUUCAUACUUCUUAUUCUACUUUUUAAAUUGGAGUAUAGUUCAAAUCUUAACGACUUGUUUAAUACCAGUUGCUAUAAUGUUGACUAUUCUUAUCGAUAUAUUUAUUAUUGUUCGUGCUCGUAAACAAGCAGUUAUUCAACUAGUUCAAUUUGCUUGCAAUAAUAGAAAUAUUAAACAACAAAAUACUCUUCAAAAACAUAUAUUUAUUCUUAUGUUUGCAAGUAUAUGUAUUUUUCUGAUUACUUCUCUUCCAUUGGCAAUUUAUAAAAUACUCUCACCACGACAAGCAUUUGUGUCAUUCAAUGUUUUUCAGAUAAUAUCUAUUUGGGCAUAUUUGAAAUGGUUUCAAAGUCUUUUUUAUGCAGUCAGUUUCUAUAUUCAUUGUCUUAGUUCAACAUUUUUUCGUAAAGAAUUUAAAGCAAAAAUAAAACGUAUAUUCAAUAUACGUCAAACUCCAGUAACUGUAAUGCAAUAUGCAACAACACUUCAACAUAUUCGACUUCAUGAAACUCGGACGAAAUAUUAA